UCCCUCCCCUCUCCUUUCCCUUUCUCUCUUUCCUUCUGUCUCUUUCUCUUUCUUUGUCCACAUAACAUCCUCUCUGGGUCAUUUCUAAUGUUUGCUCUACAGGGAGGGUUCUCUUAGGUUUUCACUCCUUUAAAAAAAAUAAAUAAACAAAUGAAACCCAAAACAAGCAAACUAUAACUCACAAACUCCCAGUAACCACCAAUAAGCUUAGUCAUUUAAGAAGGUGUUACUGGACCUAGAUGGCAAGGUAAGAAAGUGAGUAUAUAAGCUCCCACAAAUAUAUGUCCAGGCUGGGAGAAGGGUGAGCUCACAUUUCAGAGGGCAAGAGUGUGUGGCGUUCAGCCCCCAGUUUCUAGUAUGGCCGGGCCUGGAAGUCUUUUCUCAGUGGAGUGCUCACACCCCAGAUCCCUAGGCCGAGAACCCCUUGGUUACCCGAGCAAGGACCUCGGAAUGGCUUUGUUUCCUUCAGUGACGGUCCUCCUGUGUAUCCCCGCGUCCUCGGUCCCUCAAAUGGGCCUCAAAUUCUCUAGAGCCAAGGAACUCUCUCGCCUCCGGAGGGAAAGUCUCCCUCUGGGCAAUUCCCGGGGAGAGAGGCAGAAGCUGGGGAGGGCAAAUCGAUUUACCCCCAGCUGGGAUCUCAAGCACAAUCCGGGAGCCCGGAUAGCCUUAAACUCCUCAGAUUUCACUUUUUAAAGUUCUCCCAGGCUGGCUAAUUUGUUUUCCUGUCAACCCCCAUUGUUCUCUUCAGAUUUAAUCUGAGAAGUGGGUUUAUCUCUGCGGUCUGUAACGCCUCAUUAAUACCUUGUGAAUACAACUAAUGGGGGGGAGGGGCAGCAGGGAGCCAAAGAAAGAAUUUCUUUCUCCCUGCUUUCCUUCUGGCUCCGUCUCUCUUCCUCUGACUCUUCUGUUUCUCCUUCGCUGUCUUUUGUCUCCUGCCUCUUCUUCCUUCUCGGUGUACAUCACCUUCCUUGUGGGCUUUCCCUCGGUCUCUCCCGUCUCUCCUCUGGGUGUCCGUCGAGCUUUCUCUCUCUCUCUCUCUCUCCCUGUUCUGGUCUCCAUUUCACUCGUGGCUAUUUACAUUUCUUUCCCUCUGCGUCUCCCUGUCCAUGGCUCUCUCUCCUUUCCUCCCUUCUCUCCAUUCCCGUCUAUCCCCCUCAAGGGUUUCUCCUUUUCCAUCUUGUCUUUCCUGUUUUAACUCCCGCCUCUCCUUCGCUUGCUGUCCUUAUCUCUACUAGUUCCCAUCCCCUCGGAUACCUGACUGCGCGCGUGCACGUGUAGGCGGUGUGUGCGCACGUGUGCGUGCGUGGGUAUGUGUAUGUGGAGGGGAGCGGCAGAGGGAGGCACGGAACCCGGUCCCGCCCCGCCCAGGACAGAGCCAGGGCCUUCCCCAACCUCUGGCGCCUCCAAGGCGGGGCCUCGGACAGUCAGAGGAGGCAGGAGCCUGGUCGCUAUGGCAAUCCUACGCCUCUUCGCCUCCUCCGCCUCGGGCCGGUCUGAUUGGCUGCCGGAGGGGCCUGGGACAGUCGCGUUAGCGUCCCUUUACGCCUGCGCUGUCAAUGCAGCUAAGUGCGAGGGGGCGGGGUCGGGCGGGGUCCCCUUUCCGCCAGCCCUAGCGAAAAUAACUCUUCUCCUUCCCAACUCUCCUCCUCCCUCUGGGCUUUUAGGUGGUCCAGGGAGGAGGAACCUGCGCCGACUCCGGGAGGCUGACCUGAGAGGCUAGUUAAUCUGUAGUCACGCGACUCCGAUCUUUAAAUGGCCCGGGGCGCAGGUAAGGAGGAGGAGGAGCGCGAGGAGACCAGCAUCACCUGUAGUCCGAUCGGUAACCUUACCCAGCCAAUCAGCGCGCGGCGCGGGUGAGGCUUUAGCCACUCGCUGCGAGCGGCGGAGCUGUCGACUGGGCUGCCUGGGUGUGACAAGCACAGGCUCCGGGCCCCUGCCCCGCCUCCAGUCCGGAGCCAUGGAGCCCGGAUCGCUCCAAAAUUCCUUCUACCAAUAUUCCGAAGAGGAUCCUUGCUUGACUCUUCAAUCCAACCCCAUGGUUUUCCAGAGGGACAAAAGGGAGGCUUAAAGUGGGCGACAUUCUCAGCCAAGACCACAUAGCGAGUCAGUCGCAGAGGCUAGACUAAGGCUCAGGGGCCCUGGGAGGGACAGACAGGCCUCCUAACUCCUGCCUCCUCUCCCAUCAGGGGCCAAUGGUGGUUGGUGUGAAGCGCAAGCAUCCGGGUGACCAUGGGGAUCCAGAAGAGGUGGAGGCUGGAAAGGAGUCCCAGGAGCAGGCCCCCUUCUCCCAGUCCAACCUGUGCCAGACCUUACUCCAACUUUCAAUGGACAAAUUCCAGCUAGGCCCCCCUAGCCUCCUGCGGCAGGUGCUCAUCACCAACACCCUCAACCACCUCAGGGAGAAGAUGAGCCUGGAGGGGAGCCCAGCCCCCUGCCAGGGACCCGGACUGGAGAUGCUUUUCCCCUUAACCGCCCAGUCGGCCAACGCCUUGCUCAGAGAGCUGGAGGAGCUCUUGGGCUUAAGAGCCACUCAGGACUGCUGCGAGGCCCCAGAUGGGACACGCGCCUCUACCUCUGCGGAUGGCCUGUUGGGAGACGGCCAGCAGAUACCUUCCCCUCUCGGGGCCUUAACUUCCCCACCUGUCAGGGCUGAGGAGCCUCUCCGGGGCAGCUUUGAGAUCAUGAGCCACCUGGGAGACCUGGUUCCUGAGGACUUCUUCACCGACAUGGACACCUCAGAUGUGGAAAGGGAGCCCUGGCCCUCCGCUUCCUUUGCCUCUUCCUCUGCGGCAGUCUGCUUCCCGGGGCAGUCUGCGGCCGAAUGGGACUGGACCGAACUGGACCAAAUCUUGGAAAUCAUCAAGGGGUCAUAAGACUGGGCUGGGGGAUGGGACCCAAAUCCCCUACUUGGGAUUUGGAAUCCAUCCUUUCAGACACUUGCUAACUCUGGACAGUGUCAAGAAAGUGAUCUCCAAAGAUUUCCUGUCUCAGGAACCUGGGGGGAAGCUUCCUAGUGAUGAGGAAAGCUUCCUCUCUUCGGAUGUUCGGCCCUGGUCUCUCUGCCGCUGCGGGCAGAACACCUGAAUGUAUUUCUCUUUCCUAUUGGCUCGAUGGCACUCUGCUCCCCUGCUGACACCCAAUCACCUUGACAGGCCCGAGGCCAAACACUUGGGGGCUGCUGUUCCCCUCCCGUUAGCCCUGUGCCUUCUGGGAGCCUGGUUCCCAGGUGUGAUGUUCUCUAAAGUGUAAAGUUCUCUGGGAGCAGGUUUCUUGGGGGGCUUCUGGAGGCAGCUUCAGUUCAGUUCAGUGUAAUCACACCUGCAGCCAGGGAUUAAAAAUCCACAUCCUUUACUGUCUCCUCCCUGGGGCCCGGUUAGCUUUCUUAGAGGCCUCCUCGGUUCCCAGAGCUUAAGCUGCCUUCUCUGGCCCGUGAAUCCUGGCUGGGGCUCCCAGAGCUUCUCGUGGGCUUCUCAGCUCCUCCUCCUACAUACGCUCUUAAAGGUGUGAAUCUCGUGGAAUUACCGUAAGGACUAAGCACAUGUAAAUUGGAGAAUCUUUAUCUCAUCCAUUCCACUUACUUAGCGCCCAGUGAGACUCCGCAGGCCCAGGUGCUCUCUCCUUUUUCCCUUGACUCGGAGUCAGAUCCAAAGAAGAAGCUGCUCUGAGUUGAGUAACUGCCUGGGGGAGGAAGGGGGCAGGGCAGGGCAGGGCUGAAGGCCAAGAGGCCUCUGGGGAGACAAAGUCCACAUUACCGGGAGGAGGGGCUGUAGACCAACCCCCCCUCCACCCAUCUCUCAGGGCUGACAGGUAUGGAAACCGUACAAACUUACAUCUUCUUCCCCCCUCCCCACGCCGGCGCCGGGUCAUAACUGUGAACCCCCACCCUUUCUCUGUGCCCCUCCUUUGACCUUAUUCACCCCCUUCCCUUCCCAAAGUGGCCUUGAUGAAGUGCAACAGGGAUGAAGGAAUCUCCAUCUGUAGUCACCCUUUUUUUAUUCUAUUUCAAAAAGGCCGAUUUUGUGAAUAAAACCUUCCCGUUCCGUAA
Antechinus flavipes (yellow-footed antechinus) is the source of this 4045-nucleotide messenger RNA. It is a transcript of the gene SERTAD3, whose product is annotated as SERTA domain containing 3. Gene Ontology annotation, molecular function: transcription regulator activity. The coding region runs from base 2193 to 2873 and encodes 226 amino acids. The record is from RefSeq and is a predicted model, not a curated record. Lineage: Eukaryota; Metazoa; Chordata; Mammalia; Dasyuromorphia; Dasyuridae. Gene Ontology annotation, cellular component: nucleus. The transcript has 2 exons.